Messenger RNA from Caenorhabditis angaria, 429 nucleotides. The record is from the annotation of a GenBank genome assembly. Lineage: Eukaryota; Metazoa; Nematoda; Chromadorea; Rhabditida; Rhabditidae.
AUGUCUCAACCUCCUUCAAAAAUCUCACAAUUCCUAUCCGACAAACCACAAAUCGGCCCAGUUAGCGAAUCACCGCUCUUAGCUCGCCUCAAAAAUUUACUGCCACAAAUGGAAGAAGCUAACAAAAAUUUGGUGGCAUCAUCUUCUGGAGCUGAAGAAUUUAUCAUUGAAAAAGUUGAGGAGUCUUCUGAUUCAAGUUCCAGUUCGGAAUCCGAAUCGGAAGAUGAAGAUGAAGCUGGAGAAGAAGAUCAGGGAAAUCAAGAAGUUCAGAAGGCAGAUAGAAUCGAGAUUGAUGUGGAUGUUUUUAGAGAGAAAAAUAGUCGAGUUGAUAAUCGAGAUGUUAGUGUUCAAGAAGUGAAUGAGCUUCCAGAAGCUUUCCAAGCUGAAAGUUCUGGGAAUCCUGAAAAGGUGCUCAUUGAGGAGCUGUGA